Molecule: messenger RNA, 5829 nt
Organism: Vespa mandarinia (Asian giant hornet)
Lineage: Eukaryota; Metazoa; Arthropoda; Insecta; Hymenoptera; Vespidae
Product: GAS2-like protein pickled eggs
Biological process (GO): regulation of microtubule polymerization or depolymerization; microtubule bundle formation; actin crosslink formation
Cellular component (GO): actin filament; microtubule plus-end; stress fiber
Molecular function (GO): cytoskeletal adaptor activity; microtubule binding; actin filament binding
Source: RefSeq, a predicted model, not a curated record
UAGGCGCUUCAGUCUCUGCUUGGGACGCGAAGGUUCAAGAGCGCGGCUUUACGAACGGAUCCUCUCGGAUUACGCGAGGCGCGCAUAUACAAAGAGAGAAAGAGAGAGAGAGAGAGAGAGAGAGAGAGAGAGAGAGAGAGAGAAAGAGAAAGAGAAAAAGAGAAUAUAUACACAGAGAUAGAUAACGGCGAUCCUCAUAGUUGACAUCGUUUACGUACCUUACGCAGAUGCCAAAAGAGGAAGAGUUUGAAUUUGAAGAAAACGACGAAGUAGGAAUUUGUCUUUAAUUGAAGAUUUUCAUCUUUUUCUUUGGCUCUUUUUCGUUCCUUCGAUCAGCCUAAUCAUCCCCCACUCGUAACCGAAGACGACGCCUUUGCGUCGCGACGCCGUCUUUUCUUUUUUUUUUUUCUCUUCUCUAGUUUACUCUACUCUACUUUAUUCUUCUCUCUCUCUCUCUCUUUCUCUCCCUUUUUAUCUAUCUUUGUCUGAAGAUCACUAAUCGAGCGACUCAAUUCACACACGCUCGUUGCUCUCGGGAAAUUUCGUGAUGUAGGCGUUCGAGUAGCAAUCAUAGUGACAGAGCCGACCUACCGCUCGUGUUUGCUUCGACGAAGAGAUAAUAAUAUUCCGGUGUGGCUCAUGCGAUUUUUCUCGCGGGUGUUAAUCGACUACGCCAAUCGCUUUAGAGGAUCCUCGCUCUGCUAGACAACGCAUUCAUUAAGAAUCAUCGAUCAUGGCGGUACUACUGGAAGCCAGGCCGUACAGGCCUUUUAAAUCUUCAGAGGAGUAUUUGGUCGCAAUGAAGGAGGACUUGGCCGAAUGGUUGAAUGCACUUUAUCCAGAACUUAGAAUCAAUGUUGACAAUUUUAUGGACCGAUUGGAUACUGGCGUGGCAUUAUGCAAACACGCAAACAACGUAAGGAAAUCAGCAGCUGAAUACGUGGCACGUAGACAAGCACGAAAAAUUUCGAUGACGCGUUCGAUAACGUCGUCAUUGGCUUUACCUAUGUCCCAAUUGAGCGACGUAGCCUUUUUACCAAAUGCAAAAGCUGGAACCUUUUUUGCCCGUGACAACGUCUCAAAUUUCAUUGGUUGGUGCCGUAACAGUCUUGGUAUCAUCGAAUGUCUUCUCUUCGAGACCGACGAUCUGAUAAUGCGGAAGAACGAGAGGCACGUGAUACUCUGCAUGCUCGAGGUGGCGAGGCGCGGUGCAAAAUUUGGUAUGCUCGCGCCGAUGUUGGUCCAAAUGGAAAGACAGAUCGAUCGUGAGAUCGCUGCUGAAAACAAAGCUGCCAACGGUACGCAAACCAAUGGUAAUUCGAACGAGGACAGCGACGACGACGAAUAUGCCGACAUGCAUCAGGAAGAACCUUGCCUCAUUUACGGUCCCCAGCCACAGAUCGUUACUAACGAUCUCAAGAGUCUCGACGAGAUGGUUCGAGAUUUAGUCGAGAGAUGCACGUGCCCGACACAAUUCCCAAUGAUUCGUGUAUCCGAAGGGAAAUAUCGCAUUGGAGACACCAAAGUUCUCAUAUUUGUUCGUAUUCUACGUAGUCACGUUAUGGUACGUGUUGGAGGUGGUUGGGAUACACUAAGUCAUUAUUUGGACAAGCACGAUCCCUGCCGAUGCAGAACUUCACAUCGUUCGAUGAUAUCCGCAAAAUUAAUUCAAAAGGCCGGUGGCUCGUUCGAUCUCGGGAGUGCGCAGGUGCAUUACGAAAGAUCACCUCCAAGGACUCGAAGAAGUUCCGCGUCGAGCGUUGGUUCUUGCGCUGGGACGACGUUGCAGAAUCAACAAUCGGCAGCAGCGGCUGCGGCAGCGGCUGCGGCAGCUGCUGCAGCAACUACAGCUAUUGGUACUGUUGGACAGCUGCACGCGCCCAGAAGCGUUUCAAGCAAUCGCUCGAGAUCGCCCACACCUCAGCAAACCAACAAGCAUCAUCAUCAGUAUCAACAUCCACACCAAUAUCAACAUCACCAUCAACAACAACAACAACAACAACAACAGCAGCAACAGCAGCAGCAACAGUUGGGAGAUGAUCAACAGAAAAAGAUAAAUCGUUCGAGGAGUCCAACUCCACAAAGGAAAUUUUUGAACAGUCCGAGUCAUCAUCAACAAGGUACAACUAUUGGUGACUUAGGGAAACAAAGAUCAAGGUCACCCACUCCUAAGGUAAUCUUGAGAUCUAAAAGUCCAACUCCUAAGGUGGAUCAACAUGUCAAGAUCGCCAAUACUGUCGUUGAUUCACCCAGAAAGAUCUUCAAUGACGAUUCUCGAACUCUCGUCGGUCAGGCCAAACAUUCGUCGGAUCCGAAGAGAGAGUUGCACCAGGAGAUCAAAGCGAAAGUGCCGCUUUCGGAGGAGUUCACGAGGAGAUACGUGGUUGAUGGAGGAGUAGCACGUAGGGCGGUCGAAAGGGAAGACACACCGAAAUACGAGCCAACGAUUUACAAUUACAAGUGCCGAGAGGAUUCGAGCAGUCGUAGCCCUACUCCAAGUCCGCCCGCCAUUAAGGAAGAACCGGCAUUGGAAAGUUUUACAAAGGACACAACCACGGUCACCUCCAAUGUUCAUUACGCAAAAUCACUUCACGGGGAUGGGGAACAUUCGGACAAUUGUAGCGAAGUAUCAGACGAGGGCUAUCGAAGCCUCGGUGCCGUACAAUCAUCAACCACGGCCAAUGGAAAUUCUGCUUCGAACGUUCAAUCAUCACCGACGGUUGCCGAUUCUCAAAAGCAACCCACGAAAACGGAGCAGCAAAACGAGGAGAGAUCCUGCGUAGAAACUGAAAGUAUCGAGACUGGUCUACGAAAGACUAGAAUAGGACCGGGUAGUCCAUUGAGAGCUUCACCAGCUAGAAGCGUGGCAUCAUCUUCCGGUGAUAGAACGCCAAGAGCUGGUUCGGUAAUACGAGAGAACAGUAACGUAUCGAGAGCAUCGUCGGGUAGCAGAACUCCAAGGGAAAGUAAUUCAAGUCCCGAAGGUAGUCCAUUGAAACGUGGAACGAUUAGAAACAGUUUACGAAAGCCACCAACUGGUAGUCUGAGUAAAGCUUCGGCGUUACCGAAGUCCAGUCAUCUUAGCACCAGCGGUAGUAAUACGUGGAAUGGUCGACAGGCUAGACAGAGGCCUAGUUUGCAAUCCGACACCUUUUUGAAUCCACAAGGAUCGGCAACCUGUGCGACUACGCCGAGCUUUUCGAGAAAGAGUACAGUAAGACAAAGUCUACCGAGGCCUGCCAGCAACAACGGUGGACCACAAUACGAUAGAAACGGUCGUAGAAUUAAACAAUCGGCAACUGGUUCUCUUCAAUCGUCACCUACUAAAGUGGCCAAUCCAUUGUUGGAACAGAUUCUACAAAAAGUUGGCCAUUUGCGGGACGAUCGUGAGGUUGUACAAAAAUUGCAGGAUCUAUUAAGGGAUUAUCAGGUUAACAGUCUUGGUGAGAAUGAUCCCACCCUUGAUUUUACAAGAGCUUGGAUAGACGGCAAUGGAACCGUUGCUCUUCCUCAGGAUAAUCAAAUAGUUGCUAGCCCAAGAAAGGAUCCCAAGGCUGCUUCGGAAAGGGGUGGCUUCUCAAGGAUACCAGCGCCCAUUUACAAAAGGCCCAUGUCCGUCGCCUCGGACAGCGUCUGAGAAUGGUCCUUUAUCCUUAAACGGGAAAACAAUCAUCGAUCAUCGGUUAUAUCAUUUCGUAAUAUACCGAUUCGGUGAUCCAACGAAAAUUAUAUUUUUUCCUCUUGAAUUUUUCUUCUUUCUUUUAUAACGACGAUAAUUAAUGUUUCAUCGUGAAAAUAAUAUAUACGUACGUACAUAUAUAUAUAUAUAUAUAUAUAUAUAUAUAUAUAUAUAUAUAUAUAUAUAUAUAUCGUCUCGUUUGUCUUUCACGAAGCUAUUAGAUUUUUAUUUUGUAACGUUUAACGAAAAGAAAAAUUUAAGAUAAAUCUCGUUUAAAAAUUUUUUAAUGGUGCACGGGUUAAUCGGUAUCUUACGAGAAAUGACGAUGAUAUAUAUGCGCGGAUAUUAAUGAUAAUUACGAUGCCGGUGCUCGGACGAUGAUGGUGCUUGAACGAUACGCGAAUAUAUUUCGAUUUCGAUUUCGAUUUCGAUUUCGUAGAAACCUCGGUGUUUAGAUUUGUCGAACGAACUGAAUGAACGAAAUCAAUGACGAGAUUCGAUUAUCGAAGAACGGCUAAAAUUUUAAUGAAGGUAUUUGCCGAUCUUGCGUAUUAUUACUAUUAAUUACUAUUAUUACUAUUACUACUACUACUACUAACUACUACUACUACUACUACUACUACUACUAUUACUACUACUACUACUACUACUACCACUACUACUACCACUACUACUACUACCAGUACUACUACUACUACUACUACUACUACUAUUGCUGCUGCUACUAUUGCUGCUACGAUAACUUCCCAAUCGAACUCGUACUUGAAAAGGGACGACUCUCCUCUUCUUUUCUUUUUUUCCACGAACGAAACGAGUCUAAUCUUUCGAUUAUAUUAUAUUGACUGAUUGAUUGAUUGAUUGAUUGACUGAUUGAUUGAUUGAUUGAUUGAUUGAUUGAUUGAUUGAUUAUCGACGGUGAGAAAAAUAAAAACAAUAAAGAAAAAAGGGGAAGAGAAAAAAAAAUUGCAAACACGAUAAAUCAAUAUAUACCGUAUAAUCUUUGAAUCGAUCAUUCUCCUUCGAUAAGCUCGACCCACGAGAUUAUCAUUGACGAGCUAUCGAGAACAGGUGUAAAGGUAAGAGCGAGAGAGAGAGAGAGACAGAGAGAGAGAGCGAGAGAGAGAAAAAAGAGAGUAGGCUCGUUUCGUUGAAAAAGGAGAGAGAACACUUGCGCGUUUCCGUGGGUUCGGCUCGACCCUUCAAGGUCGAUCACUCGAAAACUCGAAGGUGUUGCGCGUCACGAGGUGCUUUUUUUAGAUUAGUAAGCGAGAUCAACGAUGACGACGAUGAUGACGAUGACGACGACGACGAUGACGACGACGAACUUCAUGAUCCUCUCGGUUUUCAAUUUUUCCAAAUCCAAAAAGUUUUCCUCGUUAAUUAUAACAAUAUAAUAUUAAAAUAUUUUUACGAUAUUCGUUUUAAUCAUUAAAUCCCAUACUUGUUAUCAAUACGUUUAUUUACUUUUUCCUAACCUUUAUCUUUCAUCCUUUACGUCUGACAUUUCAUUUUUUCUCCUCGAGAAAAAUAUUCAAAAAUUUUCUUAACCAAAUCACACAUACAAUACAUAUAAAUGCAGACGUACAAUCAGAAAGACCUUGCUCGUCGUCGAUCGUCGUCAUCGCUCGCGAUCCGUGUGUGUUUAUUAUUGAAAUUAAUUUAUUAAUUAUAUAGUCUAUCGGUUGUAUUUAUUGAACAGAGAGAUAGAUAGAGAGGAAAAGAGACAGAGACAGAGAGAGAGAGAGGGGGGGAGGGGGAAGGGAGGGAGGAUUUAUUUACGCGUUAAGACCUCGCUUACCUGGCCGAUCGUACGACUGUGGUCAAGGACAAAGAGACGCGAGGAUGGACGGGUUUUCGAUAAAGAAGGAGCUCAGAAAGGAAAAAAGAAAUACAAAAAAAAAAAAAAAAGAACAAAAAAAGAAAACAAAAUAAAAGAGAUUACAAUUAUUCGUCCCUUUUUCUUUCUCUCUCUCUCUCUCUCUCUCUCUCUCUCUCUUUCUCUCUCAAUUGUAAGUCUCGCUCUCGUUUCAAACGUUGUCGAAUAUUUCGAAGGAAGUGAAUAAUUUAGAAUUGUCUGGGGGCAAAAAAAAAAAAAAAAGAAAAAAGAAAUAUCCUUCCUCGUGUUCGAAAAGAAAAAAAAAAAAAAAAAA